AAUCCCAUUUUAUAUUCCAUCAAGCAAAACACAUGUCAUGGGUGACGCUGGCGGCUGCUGCUGUAAACUUUUAAACUGGAAACAGAAGAGUAAAGCCUCCACUCCAAAAUGAGCUGGUGGUGGGCUGGAGCUAUUGGCGCUGCCAAGAAAAAGCAUAAGUAUGAUGAUCAUGAAGCGCCAAGAAGCUUCAAAAGCGUGGGAUUGGUGAUUGGCGUGACCGGCCUAGUGGGCAACAGCCUUGCCGAAAUCCUCCCCCUCCAUGACACGCCCGGAGGUCCCUGGAAGGUCUACGGAGUCGCACGCCGUCCACGCCCAGAUUGGAGCGUUGACCACACCGUUGAAUACAUCCAAUGCGACAUCUCCGACCCAAUUGACGCCCAAACCAAGCUCUCUCAGUUGACCGACGUCACCCACAUCUUCUACGUCACCUGGACCAGUCGCUCCACCGAGGCCGACAACUGCGAGGCCAACGGCGCCCUACUGCGCAACGUCUUGAGCUCCGUGAUUCCAAACGCGCCAAAUCUCAGCCACGUGUGCCUCCAGACCGGCACCAAACACUACGAUGGGCCGUUGGAGGCGUACGGCAAGGUAGCUCCCCAUGACACGCCGUCUACGGAGGAUUUGCCCCGAUUGAAUGUCCCGCUUUUUUAUUACACCCUCGAAGAUGUGUUGUUUGAAGAGGUGGAGAAGAAAGAGGGCUUGACCUGGUCCGUACACCGACCCGGACUUAUUUUCGGGUUUUCACCUUAUGUCAUGCUGAGCAUUGUGAGCAUGCUUUGCGCGUACGCUGCUAUAUGCAAGCACGAGGGGUUGCCGUUGAGAUUUCCGGGUAGCAAAGCUGGUUGGGAUUCGUAUUCGGAGGCUUCAGACGCGGAUCUGAUAGCGGAGCAGCAAAUAUGGGCGGCGGUGGACCCGUAUGCCAAAAACGAAGCGUUUAAUAUCAACAAUGGGGACGUGUUUAGGUGGAAGCAGUUGUGGAAGGUGUUGGCGGAGGAAUUUGAGAUUGAGGAGUACGGGUUUGAUGAGGGGUUUAGCUUGGUGGAGAUGAUGAGGGACAAAGGUGGAGUGUGGGAAGAGAUUGUGGGGGAAAAUCAGCUGCGACACGCAAAGUUGGAGGAGGUGGGGCUGUGGGAGGUUGUGGAGGUUGUAUUGGGUGGGGGAGCUGAGUUGUCUAGCAUGAACAAGAAUAAAGAGCACGGGUUUUGCGGGUUUAGAAACACCAGGAAUUCCUUUGUUUAUUGGAUUGAUAAAAUGAAAGCUCACAAGAUUGUGCCACUCCGAACUCCCAAUCCUAACUCCAAUCAAUUUCCCUUCUCUUCAUUUCUUCUUUCUUUUCUCCCAACUUUACCCAAAAUCAUGAGCUGGUGGUGGGCUGGAGCUGUUGGCGCUGCCAAGAAAAAAUUUGACGAAGACGAAGCACCGCGAAGCCCCGAGAGCGUAGGUCUCGUGAUCGGCGUCACCGGCAUAGUCGGCAACAGCCUCGCCGAAAUCCUCCCGAUCUCCGACACCCCCGGGGGUCCAUGGAAGGUCUACGGCGUCGCACGCCGUCCCCGCCCGAACUGGAACGCCGACCACCCCGUCGAGUACAUCCAGUGCGACAUCUCCGAUGCCGACGACGCCAAGGCCAAGCUCUCUCCGUUAUCCGACGUCACCCACAUCUUCUACGUGACCUGGACCAACCGAUCCACCGAGGCCGAGAACUGCGAGGCUAACGGCGCUAUGUUCCGCAACGUCUUGAAUUCCGUCAUCCCAAACGCACCCAAUCUCCGCCACGUGUGCCUCCAGACCGGGGCCAAGCACUACGUCGGGCCGUUCGAGGCGUUCGGAAAGAUCCAGCCCCACGAGCCGCCCUUCACGGAGGACCUGCCCCGAUUGGACUACCCGAAUUUCUACUACACCAUGGAAGAUUUGUUGUUCGCUGAGAUGGAGAAGAAGGAGGACUUGACUUGGUCCGUCCACCGACCCGAUGCGAUUUUCGGGUUCUCUCCGUACAGCAUGAUGAACAUCGUCGGCACGCUCUGCGUGUACGCCGCCAUCUGCAAGCACGAGAGAGUGCCGUUAAAGUUCCCGGGAAGCAAAGCGGCGUGGAACUGCUACUCGGUGGCUUCGGAUGCGGAUCUGAUAGCGGAGCAGCACAUAUGGGCGGCGGUGGACCCGUAUGCCAAAAACGAAGCGUUUAACAUAAACAAUGGAGAUGUGUUUAAGUGGAAGCAUUUCUGGAAGGUGUUGGCUGAGCAAUUUGGGAUUGAGGAGUAUGGGAUUGAUGAGGAGGAGGGGGCGAAGCUGAGCUUGGUGGAGCUGAUGAAGGGGAAGGAGAGAGUGUGGGAGGAGAUAGUGAAGGAGAAUCAGCUGCAGCCCACAAGGUUGGAGGAGGUUGGGGUGUGGUGGUUUGUGGAUGCUUGGUUGGGUGGGGAGGGAUUGUUGUGUAGUAUGAACAAGAGCAAGGAGCAUGGGUUUGUGGGUUUUAGAAACUCCAGGAAUUCAUUUGUCACUUGGAUUGAUAAAACGAAGGCUUUCAAGAUUGUGCCUUGAUCUUGAAUUGGGGUUUGAGGAUGUUGUGAUGGUGUUUUUUUUUUUUUGGGUCUGGAAAAUAUGUUUGUUGUGGUUUGCUUGUUCCUGUUCUACAUGAAUUCUAAAAUAAUCGUAGCAGGUCGAGAGCAGGUACCACAGUGGUGGCCUACCCCUUCCCCCUGCUUGACACCUAGGUUUAGGUGUCAAAACCCCAAGGGGUUUCUUUCCUCCUACUGUAACCCCGAAAAAAAAAAAAAAAAAAAUCGUAGCAGAUACUUGUGCUUGUUUUUGAAGUACCAGCGAUUAAUGUACAACGUGCAAGUGAUGGUGGAUGGCAUGUGACAUAUUUUCUGCUUUAAACA
Prunus persica (peach) is the source of this 2873-nucleotide messenger RNA. RefSeq lists its product as uncharacterized. The record is from RefSeq and is a predicted model, not a curated record. The coding region runs from base 109 to 2532 and encodes 807 amino acids. NCBI's taxonomy places the organism in Eukaryota, Viridiplantae, Streptophyta, Magnoliopsida, Rosales, Rosaceae. The transcript has 4 exons.